AUGGCUAUGGAAAACGGCAACAUAGCUACCGACUUGGAAGACCGCUCGUCCACCCUGCCCUACAACCCGACCGCUUCGUCCUCUUCGACCGGCACGAGAGAGAGCGGAACGCCGCUGAUAUCGACGACAUCGACACGAUCUGCACCGAUGAUGGCUCGGAUGGAGUCCGCAGCCCGUGGCGGCCACUCGACGCCUUCUGAGGCUCGCAUGUUUGGACACCCGCUGCAGGAUUCGGCCUUGCCACGCUCGCUGCCGUUGUUGCCGUCAUACGAGAGACAGUCAGACCGCGUCCACCCCUUGUCUGCUUCACCGCCCGCGCCGCUCGAUUUUUACUCCUACUCCAUGGCGAUGCUGCAAUACACGCAGACACAGCUGGACGCCACGCCCGAUACACCGCCGCCGCCCUCGCACAUACACGUGGCUGGGCCCAUCAGCUACCGCCAGCGUCGGAGCCAAGCACACUACCAGCAGCAGCAGCAGCAGCAGCAAGGACGACGUGAACAAGUCCAUCGUCACCACAACAAUAGUCAACAAGCGUCUCCAUCUGACGAUUCGGCCACGACAUACGCUGGUGACGCUACGGCUUCUUCGGACACGAUUUAG
Messenger RNA from Grosmannia clavigera kw1407, 603 nucleotides. RefSeq lists its product as uncharacterized. NCBI's taxonomy places the organism in Eukaryota, Fungi, Ascomycota, Sordariomycetes, Ophiostomatales, Ophiostomataceae. The record is from RefSeq and is a predicted model, not a curated record. Bases 1 to 603 code for a protein of 200 amino acids. The transcript has a single exon.